Calypte anna (Anna's hummingbird) is the source of this 1746-nucleotide messenger RNA. It is a transcript of the gene DCAF4, whose product is annotated as DDB1 and CUL4 associated factor 4. Gene Ontology annotation, cellular component: Cul4-RING E3 ubiquitin ligase complex. The transcript is spliced from 14 exons. The coding region runs from base 60 to 1562 and encodes 500 amino acids. NCBI's taxonomy places the organism in Eukaryota, Metazoa, Chordata, Aves, Apodiformes, Trochilidae. The record is from RefSeq and is a predicted model, not a curated record. Gene Ontology annotation, molecular function: protein binding.
AGCGGAGGAGUCCGGCGGCCGGGACGGUGUCGGUGAGGGACGGGGGUGCUUGGGGAGGCAUGAGGAGAAAUCGGUGGAGAAGCAGAAAAAAGCGUGGAUGGAGCAAUGGGAAGCACAGCUAUCGUCCCCAUCACAGCAGGUCCCACCCUGAUAACUGUAAUGAAAGGCCAGAACAGGAGGAAUCAGAGACUCCAGUGGAUGCAGGCCCCAGUAGCAGUGGAGAUGCUUCUUCAUCCAGUUUAACACAGAACUCUGUAGUACCAGAACUGCCAGGAUUUUACUAUGACUCAGAGAAGAACCGAUAUUUUCGCCUGCUGCCUGGGCACAAUAACUACAACCCACUCACCAAGGAGAGCAUUCAGCACAAGGCAAUGGAGUGCAAAAGGCUGAGACUCUUAGAAGAGGAAGAAAAACAAAAGAAGAAAACAACAAGGGUUGGACUGAACUCAUCUCUGCUGUUACAGAAGAGGCAGCUGGGUUUGCUUAGCUCCACAAGUUACUGCAGGCUGGUGCAUGAGCUGAAAGUGAACUGCAUGCGGAGGAGGAAGAUAGAAAUUCACAGUCCAGAUUCCUCAGUUGCUGGCACCGACAACUUCAAAAUAAUUGUGGCAGAUGUUGCUUGUGAGCGGAUAUUCACUGUGAAUGAUGUGGAGCAUGGAGGAUGUAAAUAUGGGAUCAUCAACCUCAGAGGUUUGGGGAAGGAGUCUCUGACUGUGGAGAUGUAUGACAACCUCUACUUCACAAACCGCAAAGUGAAUUCUGUGUGCUGGGCAUCAUUGACUCAUCCGGAUUCUCAUGUUUUGCUGUGUCUCAUGGGAAUUGCAGAAACACCAGGCUGUGCCAGUCUGCUUCCAGCAUCAUUGUUCAGCAGCACUAACCCAGGUGACAGACCUGGGAUGCUCUGCAGCUUCAAGAUAUCCACUGCCUGGUCUUGUGCUUGGUGCCUGAAUCCCCAAGCAGACAACUGCUUCAGCACAGGCCUGACACGACGAGUUCUGGUGACCAAUGUAGUGACAGGUCAUCGACAGACCUUUGGAACCAGCAGUGAUGUAUUGGCACAACAGUUUGCCAGACAGACCCCAGUGCUGUUCAAUGGCUGCCGGUCAGGGGAGGUUUUCAGCAUCGACGUGCGGCAGCGCAGCCGCAAGGGCCAGAGCUGGAAAGCAAUUCGCCUCUUCCAUGGCUCAGCAGUUACCUCUGUUCACCUUCUGGAGGCUGAACAUUACCUUCUGGCAGCAGAUAUGGCUGGAAAGAUAAAACUGUGGGACCUGAGAACAGCAAAAUGUGUGAAGGAGUAUAAAGGCCAUCACAAUGAAUAUGCUCUUCUCCCUUUGCAUGUAAAUGAGGAGGAAGGACUUCUUACAGCAGUUGGUCAGGAUUGCUACACCAGAAUUUGGAGUCUCCAAGAUGCCCAUCUGCUUAGAACCAUCCCUUCCCCUCACCCCUCCUCCAAAGAUGCCAUUCCCAGUGUGGUGUUUUCUUCAAGACUUGGGGGUAGCCAAGGAGUUCCUGGCUUACUCAUGGCUGUCAAACAGGAUCUUUACCACUUCUCCUAUAACUGACACCAUAUUCUCCUCAGACCUGGCCUACAAAGCUGCCAGCUUGUCCAUCACUUCAACAUUUUUGUACCAGUCACUAUGUUGCAUCUGCUUGACCCAAGAGAUUCUGAAUGGCCUUCAGGUUCAACAGAUCUUGCUGUAUACAUCUUGUAAAUAAAAGCUGAAUGCUGAUUAACUUCCUAGACAA